CUAGUGGAAGAAAAUGUUUGGGCUUUCAGAAAACCCAAAGAAUUCAGAACAGCAGCGUUAGUCAUAAACUUAUAGCCUAUAAAGGAGAUGGAAACCGAGGAAUUAACGAAUUAACGCAAAUUUGGGGUUUAAGCUUAGAAAUUGGAAAAAUUUAA
Messenger RNA from Funneliformis mosseae, 155 nucleotides. Lineage: Eukaryota; Fungi; Glomeromycota; Glomeromycetes; Glomerales; Glomeraceae. The record is from the annotation of a GenBank genome assembly.